GACUUGCCGGACUGGAUCAAAGUCAAUGAGCGUGCAAGGUGGUGGUCCAACUCGCAGAAGCAGUUCUGCGAUGUCACGAUCACUGUAGUGGACAUGUCGGCCAGGCAAGUCACGGUCACCUUCGUGCAGGAUGCCAGCUGUUGGAAGAUGGUCUCAUUCGAGCAUUUCCUCCAAAAGCAGGAGGACUGGCUGCUCCAGCCCUUCCAGCAGAAGGCAAAGGAGCUGAUUCAGCAACUGCCCGAUUGGGUGAAGCCUGGCAACCAGGGCUACUGGUGGUCGUCAAGCCAACACAGAGUCUUGCCGGUUCAGAUCAAAGACGUCUGCUCCAGAACACGCCAGGUGAAAGUGGUUUUCAAUUGCAACAAAACGGUGAAAAAGCUUGUGCAAUUCCAUGAGCUGAUUGAUUCUCCAAAAGAAUGCCUCCUCCAGAAGGAGAGGGCAGGACAUACCUGGAGGAAGCCCCGACGAAAGUCGAGAGACUCGAAAGGCUCCAAAGAGUCGGCUGAGGCCGGAAGCCAAACUGAAGUUCCUGAAGACCUCAGUGGCACCAAAGGCUUGGGUGACAUCAUGGCGGAGAUGACACAGGACAUCGGGGACAUGAUGGCCGAAGGAGAAGCUGAGGAUGGUGGCCUCCGAAAGGCAUUGACUUUCAUGGGCAGCUCUGAAUUCUUACAGGUUGACAUCAGCUCCAAAGAUGAUUCAGCUGAUCGGGUGCCUGCUUUCGGUUAUGGUGAUGACGAGCUUGCAGCAACAACAGGAUCUACUGAGGAUUCUGGCGCGAAAAGUGAAGCCCACGCAAAGGAAGCGACCGGCGAACUGGCGCAGGCUGGCACCGAAGUCGGCGAUGCCAUUACUCAGGAGGAGACGGAGCAGUCAACGCAGCAGGCAGAGCUUCAGGGGGCGGAGGGAAGCGCCGCCAAAGGCAAGUCUGCAAUGUUGAUGGGGUUCUCCCAAUCGGAAGAAAACAUGAUGGAGAUCCUGGAGGCCACGGUCGAAGAGUCCAAAGGUGUCACCCAGGAACUCCCAGCUCAAGAAGCCGGGGCUUCAGCUCUGUACGACACCCUGGACAAGGAGCUGCUUGCCGAAUUGGCACCACCCUCUUCCGACGAACCUUCUGCAGCAGAAGGUGCUGAUGCAGAGGAUGCCCGCCGAGCGGCUGCUGUCGCUGAAUCUAGCGUUGCUCCUAGAUGUGACCUGGGGAAGCUCGAAGCGGUGUUGUCAAGCAGUGCAGCCAUUGCGAGUCGCAGAUAUGCUGCGGACCUGCAGGCUUGA
This is a messenger RNA of Symbiodinium necroappetens, 1272 nucleotides long. The record is from the annotation of a GenBank genome assembly. NCBI's taxonomy places the organism in Eukaryota, Dinophyceae, Suessiales, Symbiodiniaceae.